UGGGAGCAUCACACUUCAUCUACCACCAUGUUCACUAAGACUGUUGUUGCCCUCGCCCUCGUGGCCAUUGCUGCCUCUGCUCCUUCUCAACCAGCCUAUGGCUAUGCUCCUCAGUCAACCUAUGAGGUCCCUGCCAAGUACGACUUCAACUAUGCAGUGAAGGACGACUACUCUGGCAACGACUUCGGUCACCAGGAAGCUCGCGAUGGUUACGAUACUCAGGGUUCUUACUACGUCCUCCUUUCCGACGGUCGCUGCAGAAGGUCGCCUACACUGUCAACGGUGACUCCGGUUACGUGGCCGAGGUCAGCUACGAGGGUGAGGCCCAGUACCCUGAGUACAAGCCUGCCUACAACGUUGUACCUGCCUACAAACCAGAACCUGCAUACGCCUAAAUGAAAUUCUAUAUAUUAUGAUAGAUAUUUAUUAAAAAGAAAGUCUAA
This is a messenger RNA of Penaeus monodon (black tiger shrimp), 443 nucleotides long. Its product is annotated as pupal cuticle protein Edg-84A-like. NCBI's taxonomy places the organism in Eukaryota, Metazoa, Arthropoda, Malacostraca, Decapoda, Penaeidae. Gene Ontology annotation, cellular component: extracellular matrix. The record is from RefSeq and is a predicted model, not a curated record. The transcript is spliced from 3 exons. The coding region runs from base 28 to 399 and encodes 123 amino acids.